UUGAUUCAAUACCUCUGUCACAAAGGUAUGCUUCAUUCGUAACAAGUCGAUCGCUUUUCCUUGAAAUUUCUCAUUAGUUCAUAGUAAGCCGACUUUCCUUUCAUCAAGACAUUUAAACUGUUUCUAUAGAAACGCAGCAUCAACAGGCGAGAGACGAAAUUAUCACUGAGAAAUAAUUGAUAGCUUCAACCAUUUUAUUUUACAGGUACACAAUGCUAGAGUUUGUCAGCUUCACGUUGCUGUUUGUGGCGCUGCUUAUUCUCAUACAACGACAAAUUCGUAGUUUGAAAAUCAAGGUGCAACAUGAUUGUUACGUCAUGAUAACAGGGUGUGACUCGGGUUUCGGUAACUUGCUGGCGAAACGACUGGACAGUCUAGGAAUUAGUGUAUUUGCUGGGUGUUUAACGAAACAAGGAGGGAAGGAUCUAAGGAAGUCUACUUCUGAUCGAGUUGUUAUCAUUGACCUUGAUGUCACCAACCACGAAAGCGUCGCUAACGCUUAUGGAGAAGUGAGGAGCAGACUUCCCGGUGGAAGAGGGCUAUGGGGACUCGUAAACAACGCCGGUAUAUUUGGGCAUAGUUGUUACGUUGCAUUUGAUUGGUUAAACAUCGACGAAUACAAAUCCGUGAUGGGUGUUAACCUGUAUGGAGCUAUAGAAGUAACGAGAGUAUUUUUGCCCUUGGUCAGGAUAGAGAAAGGCCGUAUUGUUAAUACAACCAGCGUGUCGGGUAGGGUUGCUAUCGGCGGUGCACCGUACGUCUGUUCAAAGUUCGCAGCGGAGGGAUUCGCCGAUACUUUGAGGACCGAGCUGUGGAAAUCGGGGAUAUCCGUUCAUAUAAUAGAACCAAGUGGGUACAAAACAAACUUCUGCUCUGGGGAGGCUAUCAUAGAGGAUAUCUGGAAACAGUAUCGGAGCCUAGACGAAGAUAUACGACAAUACUAUGGAGAAGACUUUGUUCGAAGAUUAACAACUAGUUUGGAUUUCGAUGGCAAUAUGUCUUCAAACCUUGAUCAAGUGAUAAAUGCCUAUACGCAUGCGCUAACUGCCCGCUUUCCAAAGGCCCGUUACGUGGUAGGCUGGGACGCAAACACCUUGUAUCGAUUUUUGUGGACAGUUCCAGAAUGGCUGUGUUCAUUCCUUCUAAGCAGAUCCUGGCCAACCCCCCGCGGAGUUCAUCUUCAUCACAAGUAAUUACACUUGGUGAGAAAUAUGUGUUGUGACUUCCGGUUAAGAUAAAUAUAGAACCAGCAUAGUGUCUUACUAUUAUGAUGGAUAUCAAUAAGCUUCUUGAUUCGGGCGAUGGAUGAACAUGACAAGAUAUACGUAUUUAUUGUGGACACAAAUACCAGUGUAAAGAUAGAAUUAUAUACAUUUCAAUAGGUUGUCAUGAUUACUGAUAUCAUUAAGAACCAGUUUCAAUA
Molecule: messenger RNA, 1423 nt
Organism: Pecten maximus
Lineage: Eukaryota; Metazoa; Mollusca; Bivalvia; Pectinida; Pectinidae
Product: 17-beta-hydroxysteroid dehydrogenase type 6-like
Exons: 4
Coding region: 213-1193 (326 amino acids)
Source: RefSeq, a predicted model, not a curated record